Messenger RNA from Lucilia cuprina (Australian sheep blowfly), 991 nucleotides. Its product is annotated as protein rolling stone-like. The transcript has 6 exons. Lineage: Eukaryota; Metazoa; Arthropoda; Insecta; Diptera; Calliphoridae. Gene Ontology annotation, cellular component: membrane. The record is from RefSeq and is a predicted model, not a curated record. Bases 24 to 935 code for a protein of 303 amino acids.
UAAUAUAUUGGUGCUAGAGAAUUAUGAAUAUUGGCUUAGAGGUAUUGGCCAGAAGAAUUUGGUAUCAGUUAACCGGCAACAGGCUACGAGUCAAUUGUGGUAUAUUGUGGGGCACUGCCUGGGCUUUAAUAAAGAUGCGCAACAAUGAACAAGGCUGCUGGCAUCGUACAUUUCAUCCAAUAGCUAAAGAAUUUCAAAGGGAUAAAUUUGGUUUUAGUCAUGAACCCGUAGAUGAUUUUCUAAAAUCUCAAUGGCAAACUUCCCAGAAAUCCUUGCUCUGGCUAUUAUAUCGCUGGGGUCUUGCGAUAUGUUUUUGCAUUGGUGUCUUUGGUAGUUUAGUACAACAAUGGGCGCAGGGUCGUUGGUUUAUAUAUUUAACCGAUUGGGGUUUCUUUUUGUGCAUGUUUGUGAGUGUUUUUGGUGCUGUUAUAACAACAAUAUUUUAUUUUAAACCAGAUAAAUUUGUUGCAAAUUGUGGUGUUAUAAAAUUUUAUUGGCUUUCACAUUGGUCUACUUUGGUGGUCGCUACAGUGAUAACGUUUAUGUAUUGGCUUUUUAUAUAUCCCACCGAUGAUGCUAGAGCUUCAGAUUUAUAUAAUUUAUGGGCGCAUGGUUUUAAUUCUGUCUUAAUGUUAUUGGAUCAUAUGCUGGUGGCAUUCCCUACACGUAUUUUACAUUUUAUUUAUCCAUUAAUUUUAGGUCUUGCUUAUGGUGUUUUCUCAAUAAUUUACUAUUUUGCUGGAGGCGUGGAUAUCAAUGGCAAUCGUUAUAUUUAUGAAAUUUUAGAUUGGUCUCAACCCGGCUGGGCCACUUUAGUCAUAUUCGGUUGUUUAAUUUUAGUUUUAAUCUUUUGUUUUCUACUCUUUUGUCUCUAUAAAUUAAGAAAAACUAUUUAUUGUAAAUGUAAUAAUUCUAAAAUGACAAUAACUGCCUGAAACAAUAGAAAGAAUAAAACCUUUAAGUACAAAUUCUAAUGUAAAACUUUACUUUA